Molecule: messenger RNA, 726 nt
Organism: Mercenaria mercenaria
Lineage: Eukaryota; Metazoa; Mollusca; Bivalvia; Venerida; Veneridae
Product: microfibril-associated glycoprotein 4-like
Exons: 1
Coding region: 1-726 (241 amino acids)
Source: RefSeq, a predicted model, not a curated record
AUGGUGGAGUCUACAGUGAUAUUGAUUUUAGUUGUAUGCAUUAUAUCCUGGAUAUUUACUAACAAUUUCUACAAUUAUUUCUAUUCAAAACCAAGAGAUUGUCAAGAUAUACAAAGUUAUGGACACAAUGAAACUGGUAUAUAUACAAUAUAUCCGGAAGGGGCUUUGGGAUUUCCUGUCAGGUGCGAUAUGGAUACUACUUCCGGUGCAUGGACAGUUAUACAACGACGUGUAUCAGCCAGUGACUUUUAUAAAACAUGGAACGAGUACCAGGUUGGAUUUGGUGAUCUGAAUGAGAAUUUCUGGCUCGGGAACCAGCAGAUUCACAUGAUAACUAAACAGGGAUGGUAUGAGCUACGUAUAGAUCUUACAAGUCCCGACAACGAAAAGGCAUUUGCAACGUAUCAAGUAUUUUAUACUGGUGAUGCUAAGACAGGAUAUGAACUAUUUGUUGAUGGAUAUAAAGGCACAGCAGGAGACAGUCUUGCGAUACAUAAUGGACAAAAAUUUACAACAAAAGACAGAGAUAAUGAUAUUUAUCGGAGUAACUGUGCAGUGGACAGUGUCGGUGCCUGGUGGUAUACAUCAUGCCACCAUUCAAAUUUAAAUGGUGACUAUGGUAAUACACAAUAUGCUAAAGGUCCGGACUGGUAUAAUUGGAAAGGAUACUAUGUUCCCAUGAAAACUACGGAAAUGAAGAUCCGUCGCUGGCAGUCUCGGGAUUGA